Messenger RNA from Rhineura floridana, 7128 nucleotides. Its product is annotated as mycocerosic acid synthase-like polyketide synthase. The record is from RefSeq and is a predicted model, not a curated record. The transcript is spliced from 7 exons. Lineage: Eukaryota; Metazoa; Chordata; Lepidosauria; Squamata; Rhineuridae. Bases 186 to 6506 code for a protein of 2106 amino acids. Gene Ontology annotation, molecular function: fatty acid synthase activity. Gene Ontology annotation, biological process: fatty acid biosynthetic process.
UCUGAAGGACAGCUAGGGAAGCCAUAGAGUGUUGUACAGAUAGUUAAGAAUGGGGAUUCUUUGCCACUGGAAUUAUUUGUCUCUUUGGUUAUAACUGAUCCUUAUAAAGAGCACAUGGGACCUGAACUAUCCAAGCCUCAGGAUGAUUGCCCUAUUCAGUGACUAGUAUAAAUAGAAAAAUAAAGAUGGCAACUGAGAAUGAAAUAGCUAUUGUGGGGAUAGGAUGCAACUUUCCCGGAGGUGAAGGAAUUGACAAUUUCUGGAAAGUGCUAGAGAAUGGCAGAAACUGCACUACAGAAAUACCUCCAGAAAGAUUUAACAUUAGAGAGUGGUAUGAUCCAGAUGACAACCAACCUGGCAAAAUACAUACAACUCGUGCUGCUCUUCUUAAUGAAUUGAAUGCAUUUGAUAACCAGCUGUUUGGCAUUAACAAUGAGGAAGCAGAGUGUAUGGAUCCUCAGCAAAAGCUACUCAUGGAAUGUACCUACAGAGCACUGGAAGAUGCAGGACUCACUCCUGAAAACAUCAGUGGUACCAAAACUGGGGUUUUUGUUGGUCUUAUGAAUCGAGACUAUGAAUCUAUAAUUAGCAGGGGAGUUGCCAAACUAAAUCAUUACAAUGGCACAGGGACGGCAAUGAGCACAGCAGCUAACCGAAUUUCAUGCCGUUUUAAUUUGACUGGACCAUCACUUGUCAUUGAUACAGCUUGCUCCUCAUUUCUCUCUGCUUUGGACCUUGGCUAUAAAGCCAUUAAACAAGGAGACUGUGACUCUGCUCUUUGUGGAGGAGUGAAUUGCAUCAUAGAACCUUGGAAGUUUGUAUCUCUGAGUAAAGCAAAACAUUUAUCUCCAGAAGGAACCAAUAAACCCUUCUCUAGAAAGGCAGAUGGCUAUGGAAGAGGAGAAGGUUGUGGUGUUCUUAUUUUAAAGCCACUGGUAAAGGCACAGGAAGAAUUCAACAAAAUAUGGGCUGUCAUCAGCAUCACCGCAGUCAACCAGAAUGGAAGAUCUGUCACUCCAGUCACCAGAUCAUCUCAAGCAGCACAAGAAAAAUUAUUAUUAAGCAUUUAUCCAGCACAUGUUGAUCCUUCAGUUGUUCAGUACAUUGAAACACAUAGUAUAGGCAUCCCUACUGAAGAUGCCACUGAGGCAGAGAGCCUAGGCAAUGUCAUUGGUAAAAAGAGGUCUCCUAGUCUGCCCCCUCUCAAGAUUGGCUCAGUUAGAGGGAACAUUGGGCACACAGAGUCAGCUGCUGGGGCAGCCACAUUAAUCAAAGUUCUUCUCAUGAUGCACCAUGGAAAGAUAGUUCCCUCCCUGCACUUUUCAGAGAUCACCAGCAGCAUAAAUACAGAGAAACUGAAUCUCUCCAUCCCAACAGCAGUGGAGAAGUGGGAGGAGUCUAGUGAAUUUGGCAGAGUAGCUGGGAUCAACUGUUUUGGAUUUGGGGGGAACAAUGCUCAUGUGGUUGUCAGACAGUUUAAACAAACCCGGGUCCUUCCUCCAGUCAAAAGGCCUGUUGAAUUAUUUGUAAUCUCUGCAGCGUCAGGAAAUUCUCUCAAACUGGCAAUGAAAGACACAGCUAGGUACCUCAACACAAGUGACUCUGCAACACUCCCAAAUCUGGCCUAUACAUCUGCAUGUAGAAGAAGUCACACAAAUUACAAAUACAGAAAAGCAUUUGUGGCAUCCUCACUCCAGCACUUAGAGCAACAGCUUACUUCAGCAGCUGAAAUGGAAACUGUUCCAUUGAAAAAGCCUCCAUGCUUGGUUUUUGUGUUUUCCAGUAAUGACCUGAAUUUCAAAGGGAUAUGCAGAAUCCUGCUGAAAUCUGAACCAACCUUUAGAGACAAAUGUAUUGAAAUCAAGCAAUUAUUUCAACAGCUCUCACCCAGUAGACUUUUGGAAUUAUCAGAAAGUGAGCACAAUGAUUUGUUGAAGCCUGAAACUGCACAACCCUUACUCUUCACACUGCAGGUGGCCCUGGUUACACUCCUGCAACACUGGGGGAUUAAGCCAAUUGCUGCUGUGGGCCAUUCAGUUGGUGAAGUAGCUGCUGCCCAUUGUGCUGGCUUGAUUUCGCUGGAAGAUGCUGUCAAAGUCAUCUAUCACAGGAGCAGGCUGCAGGCUCAGGUCACUGGAGGCAGAAUGUUGGUGGUUGAUAACAUCCCUGUUCAAGAGGUGUCAGCGGCCCUUGGAAAAUAUUCAGGGAAAGUCUGUGUUGCAGCAUUUAACAGUCCUUUGUCUUGUACGUUAUCAGGAGAUGACGCUUCUAUCAAUGCCAUUCAGAAAGAUCUAGCUGAGCACUUCAGCAAAAGAAAUAUAUUUCUUCAUGCUUUAAAUGUGCCAGCUGCGUAUCACAGUCACAUGAUGGAUCCAGUACUAACAGAGAUGGCAGGAAGUCUGUCGGAAUUAAAUAAAGGGAAGCCAGAAAUUGACCUAAUCUCUACAGCAACAGGGAAGGCUGUUUCAGAUGGUGAUUUUGUUACAGGCAAGUACUGGGCCAGGCAGGCUCGAGAUCCUGUUUGUUUUGCCGAGGCCAUAGUGACAUCAGUAAAAGGCAAAGACAAUAUUGUAUUUGUAGAAAUUGGGCCUCAAAGAGCAUUGCAGAGAUACAUCAUUGACAUAUUAGGGAAGCAAACAAGAGCUUUCCAUUCCUUGCAGAUCGAUAGGGAAUAUGUGACUCUUGUGAAUCUAGUAAGAGAUCUUUUUGAAUUGGGAUUGAAUGUGGAUUGGCAGCAUUUUUAUGAAGGUUAUGAAAGUGUACCAUCAGCCUAUCCCAGAUAUCAGUUUGAUCAUCAGAAACUCAUGUCACAUUGGAGCAUUAACCAGCAAGCAAACCACAGAGGUGCAAACUCAAGUCAUCCUUUAAUUUGCAGUACAAAUAUGGAUAACUCAGAAUUCAUUUGUUCUGUCUCAGAAGCCCUGACACCAUAUUUAUAUGAGAACAAGAACCAGAAUACUGCUUUAAUUCCUGUCACCUGUUUUGUGGAACUUGCUUUGGCAGCUGUGAUGACUAGCUCAAGACCAAAAAUACCCUUAGGUUUUUGUCAAAUGAAUGUAUUUUUUACUGCACCAUGUGUUUUAAAUGAAAAUUUACAUGCUUUGAAGAUAAAAGUUGAGUCACAACAAAGAGUGUCAAAGUUCAGAAUACAAUCUGGCUCAACUAAUAUGGUUUAUGCCUCAGGACAAGUCACAAAGAAUCUUGAAACAUCAAUUGAAGAAAAGAGCAUUUCCUUGAAAGACAUUUUUCAGAGGUGUAGAUCUGUUGUUAGCAAAGAUGAGGUUUAUGAAGCAUUGGCUCAGUUUGGAACCCACUAUGGCGUUACUUUCCGGCAGCUAAGUGAUGUAUAUUAUUGUGAAGACCUGAAAGAAGCUGUAACCAUUAUUAAAGUGAAGGGACAAACAAUAGAAGAAAUGCACGAGUAUCAUAUCCAUCCAGUCCUCUUAGACUGUUUUCUGCAAAUGGUGGGUACUCUAGUUACAGUUACCUCCAAGAGCAAAAUAGCCUUUCCUUCUGGCAUAAGCAGUCUUGUAGUUGCUCGAUCUUUGGAAGAGGAAAUGAUGGUAUAUUUAAAAACAAGCAAGUCCACUGACAAUUUCUUAGAGUUCUGUGGGUGCUUUGCAGAUAAACAUGGCUCUGUUCUGGCAGAACUGAGACAUGUUCAGAUCGCUUUGGUAAAUGAAAGUCCCCGGAAAGGAAAUGAUUAUUUGUUUGAAAAUAAGUGGAAAGAAAUAACUUCUGAUCAAACAAUGCAAAAUCUGCCCAAAGCGCCUAGAGUUGUGGUGUUUGCUGACAAAUUUGGAAUAGCACAGCAGCUCAAGAAUUACUUACAUAGCGAGUCUAGAUUCGUUACAUAUCAGGAAUGGGACAAAUUGCUGGCAGCAAAGAAAACAGAUACCAAUGCACAAAGUAAGAUAAAUUUGGAGCUGCAGGGAUAUAAUGAUGUUCUGUUUAUGUGGGGCAUCCAAAAACUGAAUGAAACUCUGCCAGAAAAAGUGGUUAAAUAUUCAGUAAGAUGCUGUGAAGCAUUUCGCCAAGUUGUUAUUGCAUUACGGGAGAAGAAGCCCCGUUGUUCCAUUACAGUAAUCACUUACAGGACAUCAGAAAGCAAAGUAGACCACAUAAAUACUGGGUUUGGUUUGUAUGGCAUGACUCGAUCAUGUGUGGUUGAAGUCCCUGAAAUCACAUUUCGGAUUAUUGAUAUCAGCUCUACAAAUAAAAUAGACAUCUCAGCCUUAGCAGAUGUUUUAGUAAAAUAUAAAGCACAGGAUUAUCCAGAAGUCUGGAUUGAUGAGGGAAGAAUUUACAGUUCUGAAAUUAGGCGCACACAGAUUGAAGCCACAGCUUUCAAUAUGCCUUCCCAUCCACUUCAGAACUCAGAACUGUGCAUUUUUUACACAGGAGAUCCAUAUUAUGUGAAUGAUCUGUCACUUAAAGUUGCCAACUCAUGUACUCAACUUGGCAUUGGCAACUACAGUGUUGAAGUUCAAAUUGAAAAAAUAAGCAUCCACUCAGAAGACUAUUUUCCUGUUAGUGUGUCCAGCUGCAAGUUUGGGAAAACAUUGUACUGGAAUGAAAAUACAAUAGAUAAACACAAGCUAUUAGCACUAGACUUUACUGGUACUGUAACUGCCACAGGUACUGCCGUGAAAAAGGUAAAAGUGGGAGACCAUAUUGUUUCAUGUUAUCCAGUUUCUGCUGCGUCAAGAAUUACUAUUCCAGAAGCAGUUUGUUUCAAUACUCAAAAAUUUCCAUGCUUUAGAAACAUACCAUGUACUUCAUUCUUCUGGGUAGCAAGGGAGAUUUUGCAACAAACACUGCCAAUGCCAAAACAGAAUGAAAUAUUAGGUAUUAUUUCCACUGAGCCUGAGUCAGUUUUGUGCAAAGUGCUUACUUUUUACGCUCAGGAAUUAGGUUGGAAAAUAAUAGUUACAAACCAUUUGACUGGUCUAUGGCAACGUGUUAAUCAGUGUAACGCCCUUAUUUUUCUACCUCCACUAAAUGAAAUAUUUAAAGAGGGCCUAACCUGUCUUUUCCAUCUCCGAGAUGUUGUACUGGUUUAUGGUAACAAAGAGCCAGAAUGUUUGAGGUAUUUGAUUGGGAAUGACUACGAAAAUAUCCACAUUCACACAAUCAGUCUUAUCCACAUUUUCCAAAAAGCAUAUCUGAUACGAUCCCAGAAGGAGAUCUACUGUUGGCUUAAAUCAGUGAACAUGAAACAAUUAAAACACAUCCCAUAUUCCAUUUUUCAGCAAGCAGGAAAGUCUCAGAGGUCAGAUAAUGCUGCAUCCUAUUUCAACUGCAAGAGUAUACCAGUUGCAAUACUGAAAAACAGUGAGGAGGACAGCAAUAUAUCAGAUAUACCAGUGAUUGAAACAGAUAAGAGAAUGUUUAAGCAGAAUGCAGUUUAUAUAGUCACAGAUGGAUUCACUGGGCUUGGCUUAGAAACUGUAAAAUUUGUAGCCCAGAAUGGAGGAGGUCGCAUUGUAAUACUUUCACAAAGAAACCUGAAUGCUGAGGUGCAAAAAGAAAUAAAUGAUCUCCAGGAUCGUUGUGAAUGGAGCAGAAUAGUCAGCCUGCAAUGUAAUGUUGUUUUCAGUUCUGAGGUUGAGAAAGCUAUCAAGGCUAUCAGUAAAUUUUUCCCAAACUGUCCAAUCAAAGGUGUAUUCCACAGUGCUAUGGUUUUACACGAUGGGCUUCUUGAAACACUCAAUAUGUCUAACUUUGAGGAAGUUUUAAAACCAAAGGUAGCAGGGGCAAUCAGUCUUCAUCGUGCCAUGCAAGGCAGGGAGCUUGACCACUUUGUAUGUUAUUCGUCUGUUUCAUCAUUCCUUGGAAAUGCAACACAGUCAAACUAUGCGGCUGCCAAUUCCUUCCUGGAUCUCUUCUGCCAGUACAGGAGAAACAGCAGCCUUCCAGGACAGUCCAUUAAUUGGGGUGCUUUAAAUCUUGGAGUCUUGCAAGAUCCACAUCACAAUCAAAAUAAUAUGCUACAAAACAAAGGAAUAGAGGAUCUUCAAAUGAAUGACAUUCAUGAAUAUCUAAAAAGAAGCUUAAUUUUGGACAAUCCUCAGCAAGCAGUGGUAAAACUUAAUUUUCAAACUUUAGUUGAACACGUUUUAUCCCAAAAUUUGUCACUGAAGAGUCGUUUUCAUGACCUUGUUUCUCAAGAGAUGGGUAGUAGUCUUGAACUCACUGGUGAAGCUGUAUUCCAUAAUCUCUCUCUCAAUAGACCUGUAGAUUAUGUAAUUACACUUUUGAAAAGCCUGAGUGACAUGCCUGUUGAUCUUUCAAUGCAUACAUCACUUUCAUCAUUGGGCAUAGAUUCUAAAUUAGCCUCUACUCUACAGAAUCGUAUCUUUGUGGAAAGGAGGGUGGAAAUACCGCUUAUGAAACUACUUGAUCCUCAUUCGACUGUGUCAACUUUAAUGCUAUACUUGAAAGAAAAUUCUAACACAAGAGAUUCUCUUGGAGCUGAAGGUACUGAUGCUGGAACCUGGUUGUAGAAAUGUAUUUCCAAGCAUUAUACCAAAUUAAUAAUCAGUAACUGUUGAAUGUUUAGUUUUUUCAUAGCAAGUUCAAUUCAGACCUCAAAACACCUUGAUUACCAUGGCAUUAGUCCCGUUUGGAAAUCUCUCUCUCUCCAGGAAAACUCUGGUCAUGCCUAUUACCCCAGUCCUAUAGAUAAGAUGCAGCAACAGCAUGCAGUAGGUGGCUUGUGGCAGUACAGCUGUAACUGCAUCCUACACUUGACAAGUGGGGCAAGUCCAUAUUGUAUAUAGAAUGUCUUUCUAGUUCUUUACACAACACAUUUCCAUUUAGUUACAGACUUCUGAUUGUGCAACAAGAUUUUAUUUGGGAAAAUAAAUAUGGAAUUCAAUCCUAUACUUGUUUCCUCAUAAGCCUGCACUCUAUUCAAUCAGACUUAUUUGAAGGGAAAUGUGCAUAUGAUUGUAGCCCUCAGUUUCUACCACUAAAUUAUAUAAGUUCAAUGGAUUUCUUUUUAGUGCUAGCUGCUAGGUGAAUUGUGUAUUAUACUUACCAGUACUGAAAAUGUAUUAAGUGUAACUUUAGUAUAAUUAAUAUGAAUGAAGAUUUAUAACUGGGUAUUUAUGUAAAGUAAUUGCA